Amphibalanus amphitrite is the source of this 7345-nucleotide messenger RNA. Its product is annotated as serine/arginine repetitive matrix protein 2-like. The transcript is spliced from 14 exons. Bases 220 to 6726 code for a protein of 2168 amino acids. NCBI's taxonomy places the organism in Eukaryota, Metazoa, Arthropoda, Thecostraca, Balanomorpha, Balanidae. Gene Ontology annotation, cellular component: nucleus. Gene Ontology annotation, biological process: negative regulation of transcription by RNA polymerase II. The record is from RefSeq and is a predicted model, not a curated record. Gene Ontology annotation, molecular function: transcription corepressor activity; protein binding.
UGCUGUGCAAGAGAUAGAAUGGAAAUGAAUUGCUGAAAAUGGGCGCAGUGUUAGAGCUUGAAUCGUUCGCAAUUUUCUUGAUGAUAAGGUUUGAAUUGCUGUUACGUUUCGUUUGACUGCGUUUAUAAGCUCGGAUGACGCCUGGGUCGUCACUUAGCGCCCGCAUCUUAUAAUUGACGCCCGGUACAGCACUCUAUGGUGGCGGCGCGGUGACCCAAGAUGGACCACCAGUUCUCCAACAUCCUGCGCGGCACGCGCCAGUUUUUCCAGGGCGUGCCGACGUCGAGCGCCGACUCGUCGGCGGCCGGUGCCGCCGGCUGGCCGUACCAGCUGUUCCCCGGCGUCGGCUCCGGCAGCAUCACGCGCGGCACGUCGGACGGCGGCGAGCGGGCCGCCGCCGCCGCCGCCGCCGGCUGGCCGCCCGCCUACCAGCGCGGCCCGGAGCGGCCCGAGCGCGCCGGCGCCGCCGCUCUGCGGCAGCGCUCGCCGCUGGAGCCGCGCGGCCCGACCGGCGGCCCGCUCCAGACGGGACAGCGCGCCCCGUGGCCGGCCGCCGACGGCCUGUACGCCGCUCACCCGGCGGCGGCCCCGCAGGCCGGCGGCGGGCACCUCGGCGACCUGCUGGACUACUACGGCCGACAGCAGCUGACGACGGCAGCCGCGUCCCGGAGCGGUGACCCGCAGCCAGCGGCGCAGCCGGCCGCUCAGUCGGCCUACCAGCCCGCCGCCACCCUCCAGUCGACCUACCAGCCCGCCGCCACCCUCCAGUCGACCUACCCGUCCCCAGCGCCCAGGGAGCAGCAGAGACUCGUCUACAACCACGGCUCGGCGCCGGGCGCAGCCUAUUCCGGAGCGGGGCUGGCUGUUUCGGGGGACGGACAGCUGCUGGACCUGCGGCCGGGCAGCGCCGCGCCGCCGCCGCCGCCGGCCGACACCGGACAGCCCCGCAAACGGCUGUCCACGGAGGUGCUGGACCUGAGCGUGCGCCGCGGCGCCGAGGAGCGGCCGCGCAGCGUGAUGCCGACCCUGCCCAGCCAGAGCGUGGCGCGGCAGCAGCGCGAGCCGCGGCCCGAGUCGGUGCCGCCGCCGGCGCGCGCCCCGCUCGACACGCUUAACAGUCCGCCGGCGUCCCGGCCGGCCUCGCAGGCGGCCGCGGCGCCGCCCCAGUGCCGCUCGGACGGCUUCCGGUCGCCGGCUGACGCGACCACGGCCGCCGCGGCACCGCUCAACUUUUCACCGAGAGCCAGUCCGACGGCGUACCAGCCGCCGGGCGGAGUGCCGAUACGGAUCAGCCCCUCGCCGCAGCAGCCGCCGCCGCGGGCCAGCCCGGCUUCUCAGCAGUUCUACGGCGGUGCUCCGCAGCGGCCCGAGCAGCCUCGGCAGGAGCGACCAGCGGCCUCUCGUCCCGACCAUCCUCCGGGCCACCCGGCGACGUCCAGGCCGGACCAGGCUCAGAGCUAUCCGGCGACCAGGCCGGACCAGCCCCCGGGCCACCCAUCGACCAGGCCGGACCACCCGCCGGGCCACCCCGCGUCAAGGUCUGACCUGCCGCGUCAGGAGAAGCAGCCGAACGCACCGGGCCGGCCGGCCUACGGUGGCCCGAUGUCUGCGGAGCCGGCGCCCCGGUUUGGUCCGCCGCCGCCGGCGGGACCGGGUCAGUGUCCGCAGCCGGGCCGGCCGCCCGGCUCUGCACUGCCGCAGCCGGGCCGGCCGGGCUACCCAGCGCCAUACCCGCACAGAAUGCCGGCACCGCACCACCACCAGCAGCCGCAGCAGCCUGGGCAGAAGGGACACCCGCAGCGGCACCAGCAGCAGCGGCCGCCGGCACCGCCGCACCAACACCAGCAGCCAGACCAGUAUCAGCGGCACGGCCAGAUGGGUCAACAGCUGCACCCAGCAAUGCGGUCCGGACAGCCUCCCUCGCAGCAGCAGCAGCAGCAACAACAACAACACCACCAGCAGCAGCUGCAACAGCACAUCAGCACAGCAGCACGCCACCCGGGACCGCCGCGGCCGCCGCACGGAUGGUCGCCGGUGAACGGCGCGGCGCCCCGGUCCGGCCAGCCGCCGGCGCCGGCGGUCGGACCGUUCGCGCGGCCCGUCCAGCCCAGCCGUCCAGCUCCGCGGCCGCUGCCCACUCCCUGGGGUCCGCAGAACGGUCCGCUGACCUCCCAGUCGGGCCCGGCCGGCGGCAAACGGCCGCCGGACCCGUCCCUCGACCGGCCGAGCAAGGCAGCGCGGCGCGACUCGUCCGAGGGCCGGCCGCGCCACCGGCAGCCCUCGGAGGACCUGGCCGAGGCCAGCAGCCUGGAGGAGCUGCUGCGGAACGGCCUGAACGGCGGCACGGCCGGCCACUCGCCGCAGGACCUGGCGCUGCUCUUCCCAAACAUGAAGGCGGCCACGUCGCCCGAGAAACACGUGCAGCCGCUGCCGCCGCCGGCGCCGGCAGCGCGCUCCCUCGCCUGUGCCGGAGAGCUGGAUAUCUACAACAGCGUGACCAGCUUCAUCAACGAGUCGGUGGCGGCGCCGAUAGACUCUCUGGGGCAGGCGCGGCCACCGUCAACAGCGCGGCCGGACGUACAGGGGCAGGCGCGGCCGCCAGACGGACUGGGACAGGCCCGACCGCCAACGGCGCCGGUAGACGCGAUGGGACAGGCGCGGCCAGCUCCGGCAGCGCCAGUAAACGCAAUGGGGCAGGCGCGGCCGCCGGCUGGCCCGCUAGGCCAGUCCCGGCCGCCAGCUGACUUGCUAGGCCAGGCCCGGGCAGACCCGCUGGGCCAAUCCCGGCCGCCGGCUGGCCCGCUAGGCCAGUCCAGGCCGCCGGCUGACUUGCUAGGCCAGGCCCGGCCGCCCGAGCCGCGGAAGGUAGCGCGCCGUCCGUCCACGGGCUCGGUGUCGCCGCGCGGUGGCCGGACGCCGCCGUCACUGCACGUGGCCGGCGCGCCGGUGGAGUUCCGUCGCGCCCAGGGCCCGUUCAUGACGCCCGAGCAGGAGCGCUGUCUGGAGGGCCAGCUGUCGCGCUACGAGCGGCAGAUCCGCCAGGUGCCCAGCAGCCAGUCGGCGGCCGCCGCCGUCCGCGUCCGCACCAAGGCCGAGAUGAAGUCACCCUCGGCGUCAGCGCCGCCGCCGCCGCCGCCGCCGGUCCGCCAGUCGACGUCGACAGAGUCCAACAAGUCGGUGUUCGACUUUGACAGCGGCUCGGACGGCGAGGUGCCCGUGCUGUCGCACAAGGUGUCAGCGCGCGCCAAGGUGGAGCCGCCGCCCGAGCGGCCGCUCGUCGACGUGUUCGGGGACGGCCUGGACAGCGACUUCUGGGGCAGUGUGUGCAACUCGCUGGCCGAAAACAUCGAGUCCAACCAGAAGCUGGUCAAGAGCAAGCGGGUGACGCGCACCAAGAUCGUCAGCAAAUUCCAGGAGGUGACCAGCGGGAAGGCGGAGCCGGCAGAGGAGCCGGAGCCCGAGACGCUGGAGCCGCCGCCGCCCAAGGCGCCCUCCCCGCAGCCAGUCGUCAAAACGGAACCGGACGCCGAGGAAAAUCAGACCACGGCGAACUCGGCGCCACAGAGCACGAGCAACGGAGUCACUCCGCCGGUGUCGAAGGCUAAAGUCGAGCCCAAACCGGAGAAGAGCGGCAGUGAGUUCGAGCUCUCUCAGUCGGGCGACGAAUCCAAGAGCUCCUCCGACUCCUCCGAGUCGCAGGACUCGAGCGAGAGCAGUGACGAGUCGGAGGUGCCGCGCCGCCCCGGCCGGCGCGCCGUCCAGUCGUCGGACAGUGACAGCGGCGCGGGCGACGCUCGGCGGCCGGCGCGGCGCCGGGGUCGGCGUGCCGUGUCCAGUGACAGCAGCGACAGCGAGCCGCGGCCGGCGCGCCGUCCGCUGCGCCGCCGCCGCCCCCUGCAGCAGUCGGACAGCAGCCAGAGCAGCGACAGCGACGCGCCGUCCGAGCGCCGGCUGAGGACCCGCCGCGCCGGCCGGCCCGAGCGGCGCGUGACGCGCAGCGCCGGCUCGCGCCGCAGGGACGGCCGCACGCGCUCGCGGCGCGCCGCCAAACGGCUGGUGUUUGAGGAUGGACUGCCGGCGCCCACCAGGCGGAAACGAAAGGAGGACGUCGAGUCAGACUCGAACGGCUCGGCGAGCGGCACGGACGCGCCGCGCACCAGGAACUCGAGCAGGGCCAAGCACAACAACGAAAAGGACUCGGACGACGGCCGCGGAGGUCGCCGGAAACUGCGCCGGCGGAAGGCGGUCGGCGCGCGGACGGACUCGGCAGACAGUGCGGACGGUGGGGCGGGGGACGCCGCCCGUGAUUCAACCAGGACGCUUCGGCUCAGGGAUGGCUCUAACGCCAGUGAGAAGGGCUCACGGGAUGGCUCGGUGGCGCGGGGCGCGCGCGCGGGCCGAACUGGGAAGGCGGGCGCGAGUGCAACGAAAGCGGUCAAGCCGGCGCGGAGCUCGGAGGACGAGGCCGGUGACGGGUCCAGGGCCAAGUGCAGUGUGUCCGAGUCGGAGGCGGUCGCCGACAGUGUACAAAAGCCGCCGCCGGCGGCGCCAUCAGCCGGCGGUGACGGGGACGCGAAGCGGGACGGCGGCGCCGCCGGCUCCAGCGGCAGUGGCUCACGGAGGAGAGACUCGGCCGAGUCGCGGACAAUACCGUCCAUCCUGGACGUGCUCCUGCCGCCGCACGAGGAGCGUGACGAGCUCGACAUCAUCCACCACUAUCCGGAGGACUACCGAGAGGUGCUCGAGCGGGUGGCCGAGGUGCUGACUCGCCAGCGGCCGCGCGCGCGCUUCGCUCGGGAGCGUUUCUCGGCCUCUGCCGUGGCGGACGCCUGGGCUGAGGGCUGGCAGGAACGCUUCUUCGCCUGGAAGACGGGUAUUUGUCGAGUGCCGCCGCGGCUCGUGCCCAAGCUGCAGCGGAAGUCGGUGCCCGCCGAGGCGCCCGGCACGCCGACGCGCAAGGGCACGCCGCGCAAGGAGGCGCGGUCGACGCCGACGCCGGCGCGCACUCCGAGUCGAGCCGAGGCGGCGCCGACCGCCGACAGGAAGAAUUCGGCGCGCUUCAGUCAGGAGGAGGGCGGACGCCGCGAGCGGCACAGGUCCGCCUCUCAGAAGAGCGUCGACCUCAUCUGCGCCAAGGUGAUGGCCUCCAGCGGUGAGGACGCGCCCGCCCCGCCCAGCCAGCGGUUCGUGCUGCGCGCGCAGCGCAAAACGCGCGUCGACAUCAUCGAGGCCCGUCUGCUGGCGGCGGUGAACAAGCAGCUGCCGGGCGGCGGCGGUGACCGCUCACCGGCCACCACCAACGGGCCCUCAGCGGCGCCCGAGCCCAUCGUCAACUCGCUGGUGAAGAAGUACAAGAGCAUCACGGAUCGUCAGGUGGAGCGGCGGAUGGGCGCGCUGUACAGCCGGCGCAGCGAGGUGCUGCACUACGCGGCGCCCUCGCUGCUGGACACGCCGCGGCCAGGCCAGCAGCCGGUGCCGGCGGCGCUGCUCUUCCCUCGCGCCACCGUCGAGCGGUUCGCGCGCGAGCUGGCCGACUCGCCGCUGGCGGACGGCGCCGCGCCGGCCGUGGUGCUCGACUCGCGCACGCGCGGCGCGCGCGCCCAGAUCACCGAGAAGGAGCUGCUGCACCAGGUGUUCGGCGUGUCGCUGGACGAGAUCAGCCAGUCGCUCGAGACGCCGCCGGCCAGCGUGGUGCCGGCGCGCGGCCGCCGCGUCAAGAAGCGGCGCACCAAGAACCGCUCCGGCUUCGACUUCAUGCUAAAGAAGAAGCGGAAGAAGGAGACGGACACGGACUCCGUGGUGCCGCGCAACAAGAAGCUCCGUCCGGUGUGCGGUCCUCGGAUGGGUGCCGACCCGACCCGCUCGCCCGAGCUGGCCGCCGAGAUCCGCUCCUGGGUGCUCAACAAGAGCGCUGGCGAGACGGCCCUGCUGCGCGCCGCCAAACUGGGCUACCUGGACGCCGUCAUCUACCUGCUGGAGACGGGCGAGGACGCCACCGACUGCCGCGACAACGCCUCCUUCACGCCGCUGCACGAGGCGUGCGCGCGCGGUCACCUGGACGUUGCCAAGACGCUACUGCUCUACGGAGCGGACGUCAACGUCAGCGCCAGGGGCGGCGUCAGGCCGCUGCACGAGGCUGUGGAGAACAACCACCCGGAGCUGGUGCGACUGCUGCUGGCGUACGGCUCCGACCCGCGGCUACCCACCUACGCAGGCAUCAGCCCGCUGGAGCAGUGCGCCAACAUGCCGGUGAUGAAGCGCCUGCUGCACGGACAUGUGGAGGACCUGGAGGGAUCGACCGGCUCCGGCUGGCACUUUGUCGCCUGCCAGGCGCUCGAGCCGUGGCCGAGCGGUAUGUUGCUCUCGGAUGGCGCUCCCGCCUUCACCCCGCGCGCGGACGACGCCAACCUGACGUUUGACAUGGCCGAAGCGGCGCUGCCUGCCAUCUAUCGGCGGCUGAACGACUCUCAGCCGGCGCCGGCCGUCCGCUACGUGACGCUGUCAGCGCUGGCCGCCCACCUGGCCUGCUCGGAGGAGGCCGUGCUGCGCGAGCGGCCCGAGCUGCAGCUGCUCGAGGUCGGCUCGCCGGAGGACGCCGCCGAGCUGGUCUGCCAGACGGUGGCCGGCUGGGCGCUGCGGCCGGCCGACGGACCGGCGCGCCUGGUCCGACUCGACCGCGACGUGGAGAUGCUGCUCCGCCGGGAGCGGUUCAACAUGACGUGCUAGCGCCGCGCCGGCCGGCCCCUCGGUGAUACUGUGUGUGACGGGGGCGGGGUGCGCGCGCCCGGCCCCGCCCCAAUUCAGCUGUACCCGCUGUGACGCGCCGCGGCCGCCGGCCACAGGCAGGCUUUACCCAUAUAUAUGAUUAUUUGUUUUACUCGUCGGCCGCUGAUCAUGUUUUCCGUUGAGUUUGCGUAAUUUAUUCAAUCGGCUCGAUGGUGGGUGCGGGCGCCGUCCGCUGUCCCGCGGUGUGUGAUGACGCUAUUCGGACCGUGUCUGUGUGUGUCUGAGUUGGUGACGCGCCGCGCUGGCGGCCAGUGACGGCGAGGGGCGCGGCGGCCGGCCAGCCGCUCCGAGCCGGGCGCGCCGCCAGAGACGCCCGCCCGGCGGUCUUUCACUGCGGCUGGUCGGCCGGCCCGCGCGGCUGUGCAGCCCGCCGCCGGCCCAGGUCUGUGUGCGUGCCUGUCUGUUAUCCACAACAUAUAUUCUACAGAGUACAAAGUGGGCGGCGUCGGUGGCCAGUGGACGCGGGCUGGACAAUCCCUGGCGAUGUGAGGGGACGCGGGCUGUUUUGUAGAUACCGCACGGACCGCCUGUAUAAAUACACGCACGCACGCACGGAGUG